AUGUCAUCGUUUUCUGAAGGCGAACAAUUAAUGUCGUUUAAUAAUCUUAUAAGAAUAAAUAAUCAACAUAUAACAAACAAAUUGGAUUAUUUAUUAAUUUAUUUGCUAUGGUAUUUAAUAACAAAUAAAGUGUAUUUAUGGAUGAAAGAAACUGAAAAAAAAGAUUUUACUUCAACAAUUGAUAUUGAUAUUGAAAAUUAUAUACAAGAACAUGAUAGACAUGAUGGACAUGACGGUAAAUUUAGUUUGAAAAAUUUACCAGAUCUUAAACAAGAAUUAAAACGAAAAAUGCUACUGUUACAGUGUGUUCUUCUAUAA
Messenger RNA from Rotaria sp. Silwood2, 318 nucleotides. NCBI's taxonomy places the organism in Eukaryota, Metazoa, Rotifera, Eurotatoria, Philodinida, Philodinidae. The record is from the annotation of a GenBank genome assembly.